AUACUAUUUGAAGUGAAGGAUUUGGUUUAAUUCUUCAGCCGAGCCUUUACUCUGUUCCAUCUCAAAUCAGAGUUCGGUCCAAGAGUUAUAUCCGGCGACAAUGGCAUGCCAAGAUCAGGUUCACCAUAUCUCAACCAGUAUAGUCGCACCUGCAAGCUAUAACGGUAGUGCUACAACCACUACUACUCAUCGAAGGAUUGACUUAACUACAUGGGAUCUCCAACUUCUCGUACCUGCUUACAUUCAACGAGGUCUUCUCUUUACUAAACCCAAAUUAGGAGAUUCUGAAACAAUUUGCAACAUCAUAUCUAACCUUAAGACCUCUCUUUCACAAAAACUGGAUCACUUCUAUCCUCUUGCUGGACGCCUUGCUAUCGAUAGACAUGACGAUGAUGGAACCACAUCUGUCUACAUUAACUGUAACUCCACUGGGGCAGAGCUUAUUCAUGCAGUUGCUGAACACAUUACUGUAGCAGACAUACUAGAACCGAUCUAUGUUCCUAGUUUGGUGGAAUCUUCAUUCUUCUCCCUAAAUGGCGUCAUGAAUUAUGAUGGUUUGGUUAAACCCUUGCUGUCAGUCCAAGUAACAGAACUGAAUGAUGGUAUUUUUAUUGGAUGCAGCAUGAAUCAUGUCGUGUGUGAUGGAACAUCGUUUUGGCAUUUCAUGAAUUCAUGGUCUGAGAUCUCUAGAUCUGCAGUUGGAGGUAAAUCAUCAAUCCGUACCAUUUCACGUCUGCCUAUUCUUGAGAGGUGUUUCCUUAAUAAUGCAGAUUGCCCCAUCCGCUUACCUUUUUCUAUUGACGAUGAACGUUUUCGAGAAAGCCAUGUAUUUCCAACUAUUAGGUAUGAAUAUGAAGUGAGAUUUUACCAUUUCACACGAGAAACUGUAGCAAUGUUUAAAGCAAAAGCCGAUGCAGAUAUUGGACCAACAAACGGCCGUUGCAUCUCUUCUUUGCAAGCUUUGCUCGCGCACUUUUGGGUGGCAGUAACCCGUGCUAGGAAUUUGGAUCCAAAUGCGGAGACUAGUUACUGUAUAUUAGUUGGGAAUAGAACUAGAUUGGUGCCGCCACUGCCUCAAGAAUAUUUUGGUAAUUCAGUUAAUUUCUAUGUUGCGACUACUAAGGUGGGUGAGCUUCUGGAAAAGGGACAUGGUUGGGGAGCAUUGUUACUGAACCAAGGAAUUAUGUCCCGUGAUGAUGCAGCAAUUCGGCGUUCUUGGGAUUCAUGGGUGCAGAAGCCUGCAUUUCCAGACAGAGCAGCAAUAUUCCAAGGUACUACAUUGCUUAGUGGGGGAUCUCCAAGGUUCGACAUGUAUGGCAACGACUUUGGCUGGGGAAAACCCAUUGCAGUGCGAAGUGGGAUGGCUAACAAGUCUGACGGAAAGAUUUCUGUGAUUCCUGGAUUGGUUGAAGGGAGUUUAUGUGUUGAAGCUUGUCUUUCUCCUAAGACAUUGAUGGCUAUGGAGAAUGAGACAGAGUUCGUCAAUACUAUCUCCAUCUAAUUACCUCAACUGAUCAAUAGGAUUAGGCAUGUAAUAGGGGUUGUGCUUGUUCUACGUAGAUUGUUUAGUGAGACUUAAGUAUGAAAUGAAGCUGGCGGUCAUUGCUUGACCGGACAAUAUGUAAUGUAAGAGCAGAUUUUCUUUGAUAGAAAUUAGAAAGACUAGUGUAGGGCCCGUGCGCUGCACGGUCUCUGAUUGGUUGUCCCAAGUUUUUUGGAUU
Molecule: messenger RNA, 1721 nt
Organism: Papaver somniferum (opium poppy)
Lineage: Eukaryota; Viridiplantae; Streptophyta; Magnoliopsida; Ranunculales; Papaveraceae
Exons: 1
Coding region: 101-1501 (466 amino acids)
Source: RefSeq, a predicted model, not a curated record